This is a messenger RNA of Cantharellus anzutake, 716 nucleotides long. RefSeq lists its product as uncharacterized. The transcript has a single exon. Bases 85 to 588 code for a protein of 167 amino acids. The record is from RefSeq and is a predicted model, not a curated record. NCBI's taxonomy places the organism in Eukaryota, Fungi, Basidiomycota, Agaricomycetes, Cantharellales, Hydnaceae.
CCCAGUCUGAACCAGUUCUCGGUUGUCUUAGGCAAGGGUUCUUAACUGGUGUGGUCUUCAGUGGUUCGUCCUUUGUGCUCAUUCAUGUCUAACCACACUGAAGCGGUCCGUUCACGAAGUCGGCGUGCUCUUGAAUCAUCGAGCGUUGCGGGUUUACGUCGCCAGCGGGAUCGCCUCUCCAGGCAACGAAGACGCGCGAGUGGUAACCCACCUGCUUCUUCAUCCACUCCCGAUCAUGCCAAUGGAUCUGAUGGCUCUUUGGCACCCAUCAAUCCUUCCCUCAGCCGUUCCGAGCACUGGCGGCUUUUUGCCUCUCAUCAACCCAAUCCUAUUCUUUCACGAUGGCGGUCAGUACCGUGUCAAUACUGUGGUGCGCUCCUGCUAGAAAGUGAAUAUUUGGGUUGGUGUUGUCGAAAUGGCCCCAAAGUGCUGCCUCCUCUACGACCUUUGCCCGAUUUUCUCGCUUCGGUUGCAAAUAAUUUCCCCACAGAUGCUGGUGAAGGCUCCCGAUCACUGAACUAUCUCUUCAACCUCAGUGCACAAGGAGUAUCCGGUAGGUUUCAUUCAUUCCAAGGUGUGUUUUUUUAGCUCCACUGGUGAUCUAUCUUGACUUUCUUUUAUUCUUUAUGUGUAACGGGUCGAACAUAUCACCGCAUCAUGCCGAGCCUUCGAGCUGGCCAUCCCACAAAUUGGUUCCUCUACGAUCCUGGUGGCGG